Molecule: messenger RNA, 639 nt
Organism: Nipponia nippon (crested ibis)
Lineage: Eukaryota; Metazoa; Chordata; Aves; Pelecaniformes; Threskiornithidae
Gene: KCTD17
Product: potassium channel tetramerization domain containing 17
Biological process (GO): protein homooligomerization; proteasome-mediated ubiquitin-dependent protein catabolic process; positive regulation of cilium assembly
Cellular component (GO): cytoplasm; Cul3-RING ubiquitin ligase complex
Molecular function (GO): cullin family protein binding
Source: RefSeq, a predicted model, not a curated record
GAGAUGCAGGGCGCCAUGGGGCUACGCUGCACCUGGGACAUCCCGCCACCAGCUGGCACCCAGGGCAAGUGGGUGAGGCUCAAUGUGGGGGGCACCGUCUUCCUCACCACCAGGCAGACCCUGUGCCGGGAGCAGAAAUCUUUCCUGUGUCGCUUGUGCCAGGGCGAGGAGCUGCAGUCGGACCGGGAUGAGACUGGUGCAUACCUAAUAGACCGGGACCCCACUUACUUUGGACCCAUCCUGAAUUUCCUCCGUCAUGGGAAGCUGGUCCUGAAUAAAGAUAUGGCUGAAGAGGGCGUUCUAGAAGAAGCUGAGUUCUAUAACAUUGGUCCUUUAAUCCGAAUAAUCAAGGAUCGACUGGAGGAGAAGGACUACACAGUAACUCAGGUGCCUCCUAAGCAUGUCUACCGCGUGCUACAGUGCCAGGAAGAGGAGCUCACUCAGAUGGUUUCCACUAUGUCGGAUGGAUGGCGCUUUGAGCAGCUUGUGAACAUUGGCUCAUCCUAUAACUACGGGAGUGAGGAUCAGACAGAGUUCCUGUGUGUGGUCUCCAAAGAGCUGUACAACUCCCCCAAUGGCCUGAGCUCUGAGCCCAGCCACAAAGCCAAGCUGUUACAAGCCAGAGGUCUGAGGAUCUGA